Molecule: messenger RNA, 2859 nt
Organism: Oryza brachyantha (malo sina)
Lineage: Eukaryota; Viridiplantae; Streptophyta; Magnoliopsida; Poales; Poaceae
Product: pentatricopeptide repeat-containing protein At2g33760
Exons: 4
Coding region: 11-1756 (581 amino acids)
Biological process (GO): RNA modification
Molecular function (GO): zinc ion binding; protein binding; RNA binding
Source: RefSeq, a predicted model, not a curated record
UCGCCGGAGCAUGGAUCCUCCACGGCGCCGGUCGCCGGAGUACGACUCCCUCCUCCUCGCCGGCCCGCGCCUCGGCCCGCUCAGGCAGGCCCACGCGCGCCUCGUCGUCGCCGGCCACGGCCGCUCGCUCCCGCUCGUCACCAAGCUGGCCACCCUCGCCGUCGCCGCGGGCGCCGCGCCCUACGCGCACCUCCUCGCGGCGUCCCACCCUUGCUGCGACUCCUUCCUGCUCUCCUCCCUCGCCCGCGCCGCCGCGCAUCGCGGCCUCCCCGGCGCGGCCGUCGCCUUCUACGGGCGUCUCCUCGCCGCCGCGCUCCCCUUCUCCAGCUUCGCCUUCACGGGCGUCGCCAAGGCCUGCGCCGAUCUCUCCGCGCUCCGCACUGGCAUGGCCGUGCACGCGCAUUCCAUCCUUCUCGGGUUCGGCUCCGAUCGCUUCGUGCAGACGGCGUUGGUUGUGCUCUACUCCAAGUGUGGCCGUCUACACAUUGCACGCAAGCUGUUCGACGCAAUUCGUGACAAGAGUGUGGUCGCUUGGAACGCCAUGAUCUCUGGGUAUGAGCAGAAUGGGCUUGCUGAGCGUGCCAUUGAAGUGUAUAGGGAGAUGCAGGUGGCUCAGGUGGUGCCUGAUUCCGCAACAUUUGUCGCCACGCUCUCUGCUUGUGCACAGGCUGGUGCUCUUGAUUUGGGACGUGAAGUGGAAAGACGUAUUGUCUCUGACCAGAUGGACGUGACGGUUUUUCUUGGCAGUGCUCUUGUGAACAUGUAUGCUAGGUGUGGUCUUGUGAACAAGGCUCGCGACUGGUUUGACAGGCUCCAAGAGAGGAAUGUGGUCACAUGGACUUCCAUGAUCGCAGGGUAUGGAAUGCAUGGCCACGGUCGUGAGGCGAUCAACCUGUUCCAGUUGAUGAGACAUGAGGGGCCAACACCCAAUGAUGUCACCUUUGUGGCUGUCCUAGCUGCGUGCGCUCAUGCUGGGUUAGUCAGCGAGGGUCGUGAUGCUUUUGAUUCCAUGAAGAGGGUCUAUAGACUUGUUCCUCGUGCCGAGCACUACUGUUCUAUGGUUGAUAUGUAUGGAAGAGCUGGACUUCUUGAUGAUGCAAUGCAGUUUAUACAUGAAUCCAUACCAGAAGAACCAGGACCUGAAGUUUGGACAGCGAUGCUUGGAGCAUGCAAGAUGCACAAGAAUUUCAAUCUCGGAGUGGAGGUUGCUGAGCGAUUGAUUGUUCUAGAGCCUGAGAAUCCAUCCCACCGAGUGCUUCUUUCUAAUAUAUAUGCUCUUUCUGGUAAAAUGUACCAUGUGGAGAAGGUGAGGAAUGUCAUGAUCAAGAGAAGAUUGAAAAAGCAAAUAGGAUACAGCUUGGUUGAGCUAGGAGGUACUGCCCAUUUGUUCCGCAUGGGUGAGAAGUCUCAUCAGCAAACUAGAGAAAUUUACCAAUACUUGGAGGAACUGAUUCAUAGGAUUAGUGAUGCUGGUUAUGUACCUGAAACUGACUCGGUGCUGCAUGAGCUGGAAGAAGAGGAGAGGGAGGUUGCACUGAGAUAUCACAGUGAAAAAUUGGCGGUAGCAUAUGGUCUCAUGAUGAGCAGUGGGAGCACCUCUCCAAUCAGGGUAAUAAAAAACCUGCGGAUAUGUGGUGAUUGCCAUCUCGCAAUCAAGUUCAUGUCAUCUGUGGAAAACAGAGAGAUAAUUGUCAGGGACAAACACCGUUUUCACCAUUUUAAAGAUGGCAGUUGUUCCUGUUUGGAGUAUUGGUAACGGACCCUGGCUGUUGUUAGAUGCACUUAUCAGAUACCAGUGGCACAAGACCAGAGUCCUGGAAUCAUGAAAAAUAUCUAUAUGAAGGAAAAGAUGGCACUCAGACCAAAAGUUGCUGCAACUGCCGUUACUCCAAAUGUUUGAAGUUGUUGAUGAGGAUGAAAGUUAACCAGAUAAUACAGAAGCAUGGUGAUAACCAAGGCCAUGUUCAAACUAAGUCAAACAGUGUGCAGAAGCUCUGAAAUUCAAUUUUGUAAUGUGCUUUGCUCCUUCCCUCACACUCAUGAGACGAAAUGUGCAAGCUAAUUACGAAACGUGUAUAAAAAUGGGUUUGUUUCUUGUUGGAGAGGACUACAGUAAAAGUUAGAUUGUGGAAAACAUUCGUCUUUGAUUUUGAACAAAAUUAGUAAAGAUGCAAAAAAAAUUGAAGUUCUGUAUUUUUUUCCUAGAGAUCUAGUGUGAUUCAGUUUAUUGAAUUGUUAUUACUCACAACAUUUGGUAACAGUGAAAAACUUAUAAGUGGUUUUAGGUUCCAAUGUCCCAUAAUCAGCUGGUUCUCUUUCAUUGAAAUAUUGCAGGGUCCAUAAUUAGUUGCACUUGGGAAAGCUUGCGUUGUGAAAACCGUUUUUAUCUAUCUUUUUUUUUUAUCUAUCUAUGUUCCUUUUUUUCGUCAGAAAGCUGGGAGAACGAGCUUGCUGAUAGUUUCUUCUUCCAGGGCUUCCUAAUCAACAAGGUACAGCUGUACAGGUCUUAAGGUCACUAAAAUUCAUUCAAAUUGGAAGACGUUUUGAAAAAACCAGGCACUUUUGAGAGCAAUAUACUGGCUUCGGGUAUGAGCCCAGCUACAAAAGUGGUAUGAGAACAAGGAACUCAUACACGUUGCAUGCCGAAUUCUGGAGUCAACGGUCACGUAAAUAUUCGCCAACUUUGUAUGAAGAUUUACAGCUAGGAGAGCUGCGUAAGAUGUAUCUCUCCUUUUCUAUUGGCGUGUCAUAAACUUCUGUCUCGUCAUCUUUUGAUUUUGUUGCACUUGAUCGAACAUCGAUUAAAUAACUUUCAGUCUGAUUGUUUGGCUUUUUUAGGAAAAAGCAAACGGCAUAUUU